AUGGUGCAUCGCUGCCAAACCUUGUUGAUGCUCAAUGCUGACUUUGUUGUUCGCACAGGAGAGAGACGGGACUAUCGUGGAUCCUCUGGGGAGCCUCAACAACCUCAUGAUGCUGACGAGGCAGAGAAGAGUCUCUCCAGAUCAGAACACAUCAAUAAACACCUGCAGAGAUCCACAGGGAAGAGAACUCACUGCUGCUCUGACUGUGGGAAGAGUUUUUGUCAAUCUAGUGAUCUGACAGUGCACCAGAGAACACACACAGGAGAGAAACCUUAUAGUUGUAGUCAAUGUGGGAAGAGUUUUACUACAUCUAGCAAUCUGACUAUACACCAGAGAACACACACAGGAGAGAAAUCUUAUAGCUGUGAUGAAUGUGGGAAGAGUUUUACUACUUCUGGCUAUCUGACAGUGCACCAGAGAACACACACAGGAGAGAAACCAUAUAGCUGUGAUCAAUGUGGGAAGAGUUUUAGUCAAUCUAGCAAUCUGACUAAACACCAGAGAACACACACAGGAGAGACACCAUAUAGCUGUGAUCAAUGUGGGAAGAGUUUUAGUCAAUCUGGAGAACUGACAGUGCACCAGAGAAUACACACAGGAGAGAAACCGUUUAGCUGUGAUCAAUGUGGGAAGAGUUUUUCUUCUUCUGGCUAUCUAACUAUACACCAGAGAACACACACAGGAGAGAAACCUUAUAGCUGUGGUCAAUGUGGGAAGAGAUUCGCCUCAUCAGUAAAACUUAAAAUACAUCAAAGACAUCACAAAGGAGAGAAACCAUAUGGCUGUGCACAAUGUGGAAAGAGUUUUUUUACAUCUAGCCAUCUGACUGCACAUCAGAGAACACACACAGGAGAGAAAUCAUAUAGCUGUGAUCAAUGUGGGAAGAGUUUUGUUCGAUCUGACCAGCUCACAGUGCACCAGAGAAUACACACAGGAGAGAAACCGUUUAGUUGUGAUCAAUGUGGGAAGAGUUUUACUACAUCUGGCUCUCUGACUUUACACCAGAGAAUACACACAGGAGAGAAAUCUUAUAGCUGUGGUCAAUGUGGGAAGAGUUUUGUUCGAUCUGGAGAUCUGACAGUGCACCAGAGAAUACACACAGGAGAGAAACAGUUUAGCUGUGAUCAAUGUGGGAAGAGUUUUGUUCGAUCUGGCCAUCUGACAGUGCACCAGAGAACACACACAGGAGAGAAGCCUCUUAGCUGUGACCAGAGAUAAUCUGAUAAAAGAUCUCUGAUCAAAUAUCAGAAAAUGUAUAUAUGAAGGAGUUGUGUCAUGAUAUCAAUGAAUUAAUGUCACAAUGUAGAAUGUUUUAACAUUGUAGUAGGAGUGUUUUAAUGUCUCAAUGUAUCAGCCUGAGCUAUUUUAAAACACUUUUUCAACAUUUCAAGAUAGCAGUUAGUUUAGUUUGAUGUAAAUAAAGAUAGCUGAGAAGUGGGACUGUGUCAUUGUUUCUGACAAGAUCUCUCAUUGAUCUCGGGUUCAGCCACCAGGGGGCACCAAACCUCUUUGAAAAGUUCAUGUGAAUAGUUACCACUUCUCAGGAGAUGAUAGACUUAGCCUUUCAAAUGUUUUGUAAUGAUGGGAUGGCUAUUGAACAGAACUUUAAAACCUGGUUUUCUUGUAUGUACAAGUUCAUGAAAUCACACAUUUGACCUUUAUGCUCACUGAGUCUGUACAUAGUCAAAGCUUUCCUUAAGUUUGGGUCAGUCACAGUGGUCAGGUAUUCUGCCCUUUCUCCGCCUCUCUCCCUUUUCACUCCCCUCUCU
Salvelinus fontinalis (brook trout) is the source of this 1769-nucleotide messenger RNA. Its product is annotated as zinc finger protein ZFP2-like. Gene Ontology annotation, molecular function: DNA-binding transcription factor activity, RNA polymerase II-specific; RNA polymerase II cis-regulatory region sequence-specific DNA binding. The transcript has 2 exons. The record is from RefSeq and is a predicted model, not a curated record. Bases 1 to 1218 code for a protein of 405 amino acids. Lineage: Eukaryota; Metazoa; Chordata; Actinopteri; Salmoniformes; Salmonidae. Gene Ontology annotation, biological process: regulation of transcription by RNA polymerase II. Gene Ontology annotation, cellular component: nucleus.